Molecule: messenger RNA, 1405 nt
Organism: Teleopsis dalmanni
Lineage: Eukaryota; Metazoa; Arthropoda; Insecta; Diptera; Diopsidae
Exons: 2
Coding region: 29-1150 (373 amino acids)
Cellular component (GO): extracellular region
Molecular function (GO): chitin binding
Source: RefSeq, a predicted model, not a curated record
AUUUUUUUUGAUUCUAAAAACAUAAAAUAUGUCUCAACGCGGUUACAACUAUAUUGGUCCUGAAGUUGCCUCUGCCGGUAUUGCUCAGACCAAACCAACCACGAUACUAGCAGGAGGUGGUCAAGGUGGUUUUUCUGCAAAUGCACCGUCAGUUGGAUAUCCAAUAACUCAAACCGGCAAUGAAAAUUCACCAUAUGUUGGCGGUUUUGUUGGACAACCACAAACACAACUAACGCAGCGCACAAGUGCCAUCGGUGCCGGUAAUUUUCCUACUGUGCUGCCAACUGCAACUGGAAGUGUUUUUCGUACUGGAAAUGCUAAUGUACAAAGACCGGCUGGUGCCGUUUUCGGUGGUACACGGCAAUUUGCUGGUGCUGGUACCGGUGUUGGUGAAAAUACUGGUGUAGGAAUAGAUGAAUCAGAAGGUGACUAUUCUGCUAUACCAGGUUUACCUGGAGUAGACUAUCCCAUUUAUAGCGUCGUACCGCCCACAACAUUCGAUUGUCUACAACAACCAUUACCGGGAUAUUACGCUGAUGUUGAAGCACAAUGUCAAGCAUGGCAUAUUUGCGCACUCAAUCGCACUUAUUCUUUUCUUUGCCCAAAUGGCACGGUUUUUAGUCAAGAAACUUUGGUAUGUGUAUGGUGGAAUCAGUUCGAUUGCAGUAUUGCUCCAAGUCUUUAUGGAAAUAAUGCGUAUAUAUAUGACUAUGGCAAUGAACGUGCGACAGCUCAAACUCCACAAAUCGGUGCAGCUUUCCGUCAGCCUACAAGCUUUGUUAAUCCAAAUACUGUACGCCCACCAGCACAAGGUUCUAAUAUCUUUACUAGUGGUGGAUUGCGCACAACUAUUACUGGUGGUAAUACUUUUGCUAAUACACCAAUGGGUCUACAAGCGGGUUUUGCAUCAAACGUUCCUGUAAUUAGUAAUACAGCUUCAGCAGCACGUUUUCAACCAGUUAAUGCUGUAACUGCAGUUCCAACAUAUCCCACGGCGGCAGCAGCAGCAGGAGCUGGCGUUACUCCUGCAACGUUUGGUGCUGUCAUUAAUCGUCCUUCUGGUGCCAAUGCUGGUGCAGCAACAGUUGCUCGACAAGGAAGACCGGGAACUACGGCUAACCGUGAAUAUUUACCACCAAGUAGACGUUAGAACGAUUUUACUCCAAUUUUUUUUGAUUUUUAGUACUAAUGUACUAAAAAAUGGCACACGUUUAUGAUGUUCCUUUUAAAACAUGAAUAAAUCUUAAAAAGUGUACAGAUGAAAUGAUAAUUUCAAUUCUGUUUCCACUUUAUGUACUAUAUUAGGUUUAUAGUAUAUUUUUAAUUUCAUAAUAUGCUUUACUACUUCAUUUCAUCCACUCUAUGUAAAACAAGGCAUGCCUUUAUGUAUCUUAAUCUUUUCUUC